GCCUGUAAUUAUAGUGAUCGCUUUGUAAAAUUUAUAAAUAUGCAAACAUACUUGCUGCUAUCGAGAGGAUGUUAUGAAAAGAGAUAAUUAAUUUUUACAUGGGAGAUAAUUAAUUUUUUGUUGAAAUUUUGGUUUCCAAAAUUUUGGGUCUAUAAAAAUGUUGACAUAAAAGUUUUUUUUUAAUUGGAAAAUGGAAAUCACAUUAAUGUAAAAGUUUUAUUAUACUGAAGACAAGCAAAAGAUUAUCAUAUUAAUUUUUUAGAUUUCCCAAUAGAUUUGUAACGAAAACAUUGUAAUCAAAACAUAUUAAUUAAUAUUAAAAACGCUUUAACAAGAAAUGAUUUACCAGGAGAGAAACAUAAGAAUGACGAAUAUUCCUUAGUACCACAAGCUGAUGGAUCAUUCCGGUUUAUGUCACAUCGUCAAGCUGAAAAAGAAUUUCUAAAUUUAAUUGUACCACAAGGAAUUUUAAAUGUUGUAUUCUUUUUGUUUACAAGCAAAAAUCAAGAAAUUGGAGAAAUAAUUCAAAUUAAUAACACUUAUAAUUUGAAAGUUUCAAAUUUUAAUCCAAAUUAUCCUACAAGAAUUAUUAUUCAUGGUUGGAGAAAUCGUCAUAAUUCAGCUGUAAAUCGUUUUAUUCGUGAAGCAUAUUUAAAAGUUGGAAAAUAUAAUAUUAUUGUUGUUGAUUGGAGUUCAGCUGCUGAUACAUAUAAUUAUAUUUCAGCUCGUUAUAGUGUUGAAUAUGUUGGAAAUUAUGUUGCUGAAUUUAUUGAUUUUUUACAAAGAGAAAAUCAUUUAUUUUUAUAUACUUUAAUUGUUAUUGGACAUAGUUUAGGUGCACAUGUUGCUGGAUAUGCUGGACAAACAAUUAAAACUGGUAAAAUACCUAUUAUAUAUGGUCUUGAUCCAGCAUAUCCAUUAUUUUCAUUAGAUAAUAUUGAUGAAAGAUUAUCUGAUGAUGAUGCUGAAUAUGUUGAAACAAUUCAAACAAAUGCUGGUAUACUUGGUUUUAAAAUACCAAUUGGUAUUACAACAUUUUAUCCAAAUUGGGGUCUAUAUCAAGAUGGAUGCGGUUAUGAUUGGAAUGGUCAAUGUUCACAUCAAAGAGCAUAUAAAUAUUUUGCAGAAUCAAUUUUAAAAAAUAAUUUCAUUGCAAUUGGUUGUGAAACUUAUGAUGAAUUUUUAAAAAAGAAUUGUUCAAAACCAACAAAACUAACAAAAAUGGCCUCUUUAGAGAAUUAUUCAAAGACUAAAGGAAUUUUUUAUUUAGGAACCAAUGAACAUUUUCCUUAUGGCCGAGGGAAUAAUUAA
Messenger RNA from Condylostylus longicornis, 1311 nucleotides. RefSeq names its product phospholipase A1-like. Gene Ontology annotation, molecular function: lipase activity. The transcript is spliced from 3 exons. Gene Ontology annotation, biological process: lipid metabolic process. The record is from RefSeq and is a predicted model, not a curated record. NCBI's taxonomy places the organism in Eukaryota, Metazoa, Arthropoda, Insecta, Diptera, Dolichopodidae. Bases 412 to 1311 code for a protein of 299 amino acids.